CGUGUUGUGUUACGUAAUUAAUAUUCAUAAGCCGAGCCUUUAAUUCUCCCCGUGCUCCUCUGUUUGGUUGUGUCCGCUGGAGUGCGCUGAGUUCAGAGCGAAGAAACUGCUCUGAAAAGUCAAUGGAUUUGUAUGCCGCAACACUGGACUAUUGGUUUAUCAUUUAAACACAACAACUUAUCUGUUAUUCAUGCGUCAGUGGAGUGAUUUCAUUACUGACAUUUUGCUUUUUUGGCUACUCGAGCGAUGCGGUUACCGGCUUUACCUCAGCUGAUGAGGAUGAUUUAACGUUACUGACGCGUGAUUGACUGUAAACAAACCGACGUGCCUUUAAAACGUUUGCGAAAGGAUUUACUUUUACAGGUCAUAAAGUGUGUUCUGCAGCGGUGGCUCCUCCUUCAGGUCAAUCGCGGUACUGCCCAAACCUCUGCAGGACAUAUGACUGUUACCAAAAGGUGAGAAGGUAAACUUACAAUCAGGAGGCAGUGAGGAGACGCAAACAACUAAUGACAUGGAGGUCAAAAGUCACCUGAUAACAAGCCCUGAUGUACUGGCCGUUGUGGACAGUAAGCAGCGAGCGGAGCGGAUGGUGGAGCUGCAGGAGCGCAGGAGGAGCCUUCAGUCGCUGCUCAACACUCGACUAGCAGAACUCAAACGCCUGUGUCUGCAGGAGGCGGAGUUGACAGGUGAAGUUCCUCAUGAAUAUCCUCUGGAAAGCGGAGAGAAAGCUCCUCAUGUGAGACGCAGGGCUGGUCUUUCCCGCAGCAGCUCCAAACAUAACACGAAAAAUGAGGAAGAGGACGGCUCUCAGCGCAAGACAAAGAAAACCCUGUUCAGCGGCGCCCUCCGCAGGCACACCGAUGCAGAACAGCAUCCACAGCACAGCAAACGCACGGUUCAUAGAGGAUGCCACACAGAGAACACAGUGAAGUCGGAGAGCAGCUCGACGUCUGACUCCACCAUUCAGGACACUGAAGACGUCUCUGACAGUUUGUCACCCUCACGUCUUAAGCUGGUCUCCGGGAGUCCAGACAACAGAAUUUCUCGAAAACUCUCCCCUGUGGAGAUCUACUAUGAGAUGAAAACACGCCGCAAUUCUGUGGCCAGCUCAGCCAGCCCGAGUCACUCUCUUCCCAGAAGUGUAUCAAAUCUGGAAGGACGAAGUGUACCAGCAACUCCUCUCCUGUCCCGUAAUGGAAUAACAGGAGCACACAUCAGGUCAGAAUCAUCCAGCGGCACUGCAGUUGUGAAGCAGUGGUCAGACAAUCCCGAGGCGCCCCUGCAGGUGCCUGUUCAGUCUCAGGAGGGGUCCUCAGGGUCCUACGAGCAGGGCCACAGACGCAGCAAUAGCUCGGAGACGUUACUGGACCGGCAUGGCUCCGCAGCAGAGGACGGAGCUCAGAGGCCAGGACGAAACGGCCCAUACAAGAGCUCAGAAGCACUGAUGGACACCACUUUAAAACAGCCCCAGCGGAGCAGCCCCGAACGCCAGAUAAACGGACACACUGAACUGUCCCGUGUACGUUCGACAGUAGGAGGUCGAGGCUCAAAUGGAGGUGGUGGUUACAGUGAAAUCCUCAUGGAUUACGUGUGGGGAAAGCAGCAGAAGAUGCAACAACAAAGACUUCAAAAUGGUCCAAAAACUAGACCGUGGCCUGAAGGUCCCAAUGCUCCACCGCCUCCCUACAGAAACGGCUUUCCCCAAUCACAGCAGCUCAUCCUGGGUAACGGCCCUCCAGCUUACAGCCCGCUAAUGCUAAGAGGAAAGCCUGGCGAUCCGCGGAGAGUCAAAGUGACACGGACUAAAUCCUGCGGGCCAUUUGUUUCCUCACAGCAGCACCAGCAAGAAUCCAUUCUGCUCUCGGCGUACACUGAAAACAAUGGUAACACAGGGCAGAAGGAGCACUCACAUAGGCCGCCCCAUUACCCUGUUGAAUCCUCUGGCCCCACGACCCCUGAUGACCCCACACGCAGCCUGCACAAGGCGCUGGCGCUGGAGGGAUUGAGGGACUGGUAUCUGAGGAACGCACUGGGACAGACGGCCACCGGAGGGAAGGGUAAAGACGGAACGCAGACGCAGCGCAGGCGGACCACCUCCUCUCUGCACAACUCACACCCACUCAAACACCAGCCUCAGUCCUUCCAGACGGACACAGCAUAUUCACAGAUGACCCAGUCGGCCACGUUUCAUGGACACCCUCUGCACGGCAGGUCAAUCGAGCUUUCUUUGUACCAGGAAUCCUUUUCAUCAAAAACGCAGGAAGUGACACUAACAGACAGCAGUAAUGACAGACCCACGCCGGGGACUCUGGUCUGACACGCAAAAACAAACACAAAGACACUACAGCAAACACCAGCCUAUGGCAGACUUUUAAAAUAGAGAAUUUGUUUCCUUACAGUGGAUACAACUGAAUAAUUCAACAAAUAAUUACAGAAAUCAGUCAAGCAUCUUUUUUUAUACUAAAAAAUGCUAAGCCACCACAAACAAACACAUGUGCUCAAGACACUUUUCAGCAAGAAAUCAAGCUGUCUUCUUGUUUCACGUCAUCUCCAGGUUUUUGUAGACUUGUUAUAUAUACAAUAGUUCGGUAAAUCUCCCUGUAGAUCAGAAAAAGUAGUAGAAAGCUAUAUAAAUAGACAUCAUGUCAGCACAUUCCUAUUAUUAAACAACAAUAUUAUUUA
Molecule: messenger RNA, 2682 nt
Organism: Danio rerio (zebrafish)
Lineage: Eukaryota; Metazoa; Chordata; Actinopteri; Cypriniformes; Danionidae
Source: RefSeq, a predicted model, not a curated record